Molecule: messenger RNA, 3174 nt
Organism: Pogona vitticeps (central bearded dragon)
Lineage: Eukaryota; Metazoa; Chordata; Lepidosauria; Squamata; Agamidae
Source: RefSeq, a predicted model, not a curated record
UAGAUGGAGUCUUCCAGAAUGGCCUUUCUUGGCUGCGUGCUUGCCUUCCUUUCUGACCCAUCAACUGGUUACCCAAAUGGAAAAGUGAAGGAAGCCUGCAAUAGUAUGAUGCCUCUCCACGGACAUGUGCCUCAAAAAUUUCCAAAGCACACAGCUGAAGUAAAUGUGACACAGUUUAAACCGGGUGAACACGUGAAAGUGACCUUGUCUGGGCCUACGUUUGAAGGCUUUUUCCUACAAGCCCGAGAUGCUGAGAAUUUGGAGGGGGCUGCCAUUGGCUCUUUUGUACUGGCUGACAAGAAAAGAUCACAGCUUCUUACCUGUGGGCAUGUAAAGAACUCAGCUGUCAGCCACACAAGUAAAUCUAAGAAAACCCAAGUGGUUGCCUAUUGGAUUGCUCCACAAAACUCACCAAAAAGAAUACAAUUUCUGGUCACAGUUGUAGAAAAAUAUAGCAUCUUUUGGGUAAAAAUUCCUGGUCCUGUGAUUUCCCAACCUAAUACACCUAUCUUGACAACAACCAUGGCUGCUAAUGUAACCCUUCCUACAUCUCUAACUCAAGUGUUCAAUGCUUCAGAAUGUGGAACUAACAAAUUCUGCGUGAGAAAUCCUUGGAGUUGUGAUCCUAAGGCCGAGGAUUGCUUCUUUCUUUCCUUCAGACAUGAUCAUCCUGACUCGGUGAUGGUUGAAAUGAGUGGUCCUAGUGAAGGCUACAUUGCAUUCGCAUUGUCUGAUGAUCAGUGGAUGGGAGGUGGUGAUGAUGCAUAUCUCUGCAUCAGCGAAGAUCAUCACAUUGACAUCAAGACAGCUUCUUUGGUGGGACGAACUUAUCCAGAGUUGGAUUCAGAGGAUUCCCUGGAAGAAAAGUCAUGGAGAAUGGCAGAUGGCCUUAUACAGUGUUCUUUCAGAAGAAAAAUUAAUCUUCCUGCAUUUCAAGGAAGAGUUAAUCUGGAUGCUUCCUACUAUAUAUUUCUGGCUGACGGUGACGUCAAUGAAGGAGGUGCAGUCCAGAAACAUGACCGGCAGCCUCUGAUCACGGAUGGUAAACAGAAUAUCACAGGCCCACCAAAGGAUAUUGGAGGAUCCCGUUCUCCAUUUCUCAUCAAGAUCCACGGUGCUUUGAUGUUCGUGGCAUGGAUGACCACAGUGAGCAUCGGUGCGAUCAUUGCCCGAUUCUUCAAGCCUGUCUGGUCCCAUUCAUUGCUGUUUGGAGAAGAGAUCUGGUUUCAGGUCCACCGUGGACUAAUGAUGAUGACUGUGUUACUUACAAGUACAUCUUUUGUCCUUCCUUUUUUGUACCGUGGAGGAUGGAGUAAAGAAGCUGGCGUUCAUCCGUAUCUUGGCUGCACAGUGAUGGCACUGGCCGUCUUUCAGCCCCUCAUGGCAGGGUUCAGACCACCUCCACAAGCACCAAGAAGAGCAAUAUUCAACUGGUUACACUGGAGCAUGGGCACCAUAGUUAGAAUAUUAGCUGUGAUAACAAUGUUCCUUGGAAUGGACUUGCCAGCUCUCGACCUUCCGGAUUCAUGGGAUACCUAUCUAAUGACAGGAUUUGUAGUUUGGCAUGUUGGCAUUGAUGUUCUUCUGGAGAUACAUGGCUAUUGUCUCAUUCGCCAAGUUGAAGUUCUGGCAGAUGACAGGAUACAGAUUUUGCAGUCCAUUAACUCUGCAGAGGCACAGGGCCAUACGUUUAAAAAAACAGUGUUGUUCAUCUACAUUUGUGGCAACGUGGCAUUCCUCAUAACCUUCCUAACUACAAUUGUACAGAUAUGAAAAAAAAAGCUAAGAAGAACUUAUGCACUGGGAAUACUUGUCUGGAAACAUGUCUUACUGUUGAUCAUACCAGGAAGAACCAUCUGUGAAGGACACUCUUAUUGCAACUUCAGGAUUUUGAAAUUCUGCACAGGACUAUACGUUCUUGUCUCACAUGAAGUGAACAUCUGCAUUCUUGGCAGUGAUGACUCGGUCCUGAUUGGCCCUGUCUGGGUUUUCACAAUGACUAAGCACCUUGUUUCAGCAUUGCCCGUUUGUACUGUGUAGCUUCACCUGUCACUGGAAGGCUAGAGGGAGAGGGUCUUGCUCUGGACAAGCUGAGCAUUUUAAGGAACUGCUUAAUCAAGGUCCACUUACCUCCCGCUAGCCUAUUAGCUGAGCCUGCAUAAUCUGUGUUUGAAUGUUAUGGGUUUAGAUUUUAAGAACAAUGGCAUUCAAAGGUCUUUUUGUGUUGGAACUCAAAUUGAGAUUGUAAAUUCCUGGGUUUUAAGAAGCCUUUCAGUAACCUGCAGAGAUUACAGCAGUUAAAUCUGAAGACAAAUUCCUUUUGAACCUUAGAAGUCGGAGGGCUCCAUGUGAAUGGAAACCAAAUAGGUGUCACAUAUCAGUUGGUGCGACCACCUCCAUCAGGGAUGAAUGAUGAAACCUCAUGAAAAGGAGCCAGUGAGUACAUGACAUAAAGCUUUCAAAGCAAUACUUCAAGAUAUUUUAAGCUUGAGAAGCAGACUAGAUGUUUAGGGUGAAUGCAGUGAGCAUUCGAAGAGUGAUGCAAGUUGUCUGAACACCUCCACUCCUUUUGAAAUGUCAAACAUAUUUGCAUGUCUGACAGACUAGUCUCCGUCUGUUUCUACCCUGAAGAUCUUUUGAAAGUAAAUGAUGCCUGUGCAAAUUGUAAUCGUCGUGCUGAAAGGGCUUUCAGGAACUAUUGUCAAUGUAUUUGUUUAAUGAACAAUUGUCAUUUUCUCCCUCUGGACUGAGAGACACACGAUUGUAUUUGUCUACUGUCAGACUGGAGUCUACCACCAGAGCUGCUGUCCCUCCUCCUGCUGCUAUCAGGGUCUCUUAAGAAAAGACUUAUUUUGUGUGGCAGUGGAACUCCCACUUGUAGAACCCUAAAUGUAGUUUCAUAGGAAGGAAAUGGCCAGUUUCCACUGUCUCUACACUUUGUUGUUGCCAUGCUGAUCACUGGAUUUCUUGAUCACCUUUUAUUGCUCUUGGGACUGAUCUUGUUGGUUACCUUCACGUCUAACUGCUUUCAUUGAUUGCCACACUCCUUAAAAAUGAAGUGUGAGAGACCAUUUCAUGUUGUGUGUUUAUAGUAGUGCAUUACAUUCCAGUACUUAAUAUUUUAUCCUAUUAUGAAAGAAUGACUUGUCUAAAUUAAAAGAUUUGUGUAUUGUA